Zychaea mexicana is the source of this 1527-nucleotide messenger RNA. Its product is annotated as origin recognition complex subunit 5 C-terminus-domain-containing protein. The transcript has 8 exons. The record is from RefSeq and is a predicted model, not a curated record. The coding region runs from base 1 to 1527 and encodes 508 amino acids. Lineage: Eukaryota; Fungi; Mucoromycota; Mucoromycetes; Mucorales; Lichtheimiaceae. Gene Ontology annotation, biological process: DNA replication initiation; DNA replication. Gene Ontology annotation, molecular function: DNA replication origin binding. Gene Ontology annotation, cellular component: nuclear origin of replication recognition complex; nucleus.
AUGACAGAGAAGCCGUCAGUCCAGCAGGAAUUACAAAAUCAAUUCCCAGGAAGAUCAAAACAAAUAGCGAGUUUAAUGGGGCUCAUGGGAAAGCCUCACGAUCGCGUUAUACCGAGCAUUUUUAUUUACGGACAUCCAUCGUCAGGCAAAACUAGUGUUGUUCGCGCCAUUUUCGAGAAAUCACUCAAACGAUCGCAGUGGGCGUAUAUUAAUUGUGUUGAGUGUCACACACCCCAUAUGAUCUUUGAACACGCUUUGAAUCAGUGGUGUCACUGGACACCGUCGGUUGAAAACCGUUUUACGGGCAUAUGUCGUAUUCAAAACGUCCAUCAAUUUGUCAAGGCUGUUGAAGAGGGUGUCGCUGUUGACGAUAACAAUACGGUGGUCCAAUUUGGAAAGGAAGAAACGCAUUAUUUGGUACUUGACCGUGCAGAAAGACUUCGUGAUAUGGGCCCUACUCUUUUACCCGUUUUAUUGCGUUUAUCCGAGCUGACCGGACGAAACAUUUGUGUGAUCUUGCUUAGCACAAUUGUGUUCGAAAAGUUCAAAGUCAAGGGAGGAGCGUACGAGCCAUUAUACAUACGAUUCUCCGAAUAUUCAAAGGAGGAUACGCUUCAGAUAUUACAGCUGUUAUUCGAAACUACGGAUCGCCGUAUCGAGCUUCGACGAGACAGAAACGGAGAUGAAGAGGAAGAGGAAGAUAAUGAGGAUAACGGAGACGAAAGCAAUAACGAUCCGGAACCAGAAUUUGUGGAGCUGGACGACGAGUUUUUCACGGGGUUCUGCGAAGUUAUCUAUACCAUUUUCAAUCAUAACUGCAAAGAUAUCAAUGAACUCAAGUAUAUUGCCGCGCUCUUGUUUCCGUUAUAUAUCAAACCAAUCCGGAAACGCCAGGUUCAGAUGCAUGAAAAAGCAAGACUUUUAAAACAUGCACAACCCUAUUUUGCACAAGCAACAGACAAAUUGUACCUACGUGAAAUAUCGAGUACCGAGUGGAGUCGAGAAACGCGGCGAAUAGAAAAUAUGGAGGACGCGGGUGGAGAUGUGAAUAUGGCGUUCCUGAAAAGACCCUUGGCUCGUGAGAAAGGCGAGUUCGAUUUACCGUAUUAUACAAAAUUUCUACUCUUGUCAUCGUAUCUAGCGUCAUAUAAUCCUGCACGAUAUGAUGUUCGAUACUUCUCUAAAAUGGGAGAAACACGGGCACGAAAGAAAGGUGGCGGCACUCGUAAAGGAAAGGCUGAUCAGGGUGGCGGAAAAAUGCGACCGCAACUUCUCGGCCCUAAAGCAUUCCCUGUUGAACGUAUGCUUGCCAUCUUUUAUAGUAUCAUUGACGAUACUUUGGAGGAUUCCAUCGAUGUCCAGACUCAGAUCACAAGUCUAACGACCCUGCGGCUACUGGUACGGGCAAACAACAUGGACCGUUUGGAUGGAGCCAAGUUCAAGUGUAAUGUCAGUUUCGAGUUCAUCCGAGCUGUCGCAAACAGUGUGCGCUUUGAAAUCGACAAGUAUCUGUAUGACUUUAAUUAG